AGAUGGGAAAGUUUGCAGUCCCUGAAUCUGCUGUCAGCUCCUCCCCUUCCUCAAUUCCCCCUCCCAUCCUUUCCCACCUUCCUCUUGAAUGUCAUAAAUUCUGCCAGUCCCCAGCUGUCAGGAAGCCUCCAGUCCUGGUCACCAAGAUGCACAAGCUCUGCCUCUUUGCAGUUCUCCUUGUCCUCACGGCCACCAGCGUGGCCAGCACCCAAGGGGAGGAGACCAGCGCUGAUUUCCAAGCCCAGCCGCCUGCUUUUUGCCUGGAGCCGCCCUACACAGGUCCCUGCAAAGCUAUGUUUAUCAGAUACUUUUUCAAUGCCAGCUCUGGGUACUGUGAGAGCUUUGUCUAUGGUGGCUGUGAAGGAAACCAGAAUCGCUUCUGGGACCAGGAGGAGUGUGCCCAGACCUGCGGGCAGAAAAUCACAGCCUUAGCCCAGCCGCCUGCUUUCUGCCUGGAGCCGCCCUACACAGGUCCCUGCAAAGCUAUGUUUAUCAGAUACUUCUUCAAUGCCAGCUCUGGGUUCUGUGAGACCUUUGUCUAUGGUGGCUGUGGAGGAAACCAGAACCGCUUCUGGGACCAGGAAGAGUGUGUCCAGACCUGCGGGCAGAAAAUCACAUCCUUAGAUAUACUGACACCUGUGCGACGUGGACAUGCUAAAGUCUGACCCACAUCCCAAAAAACCCACAUAACCCUUUUCCAAUGGCAAUAAAUAUUCUUCCAUGUAGAGUAGUUAUUCUGCUAAGUUCAUCCCUUUCCUAGCAGACCCUGCCUCCUUCUCCCCAGGCUUUACUUAUUUCAGGACUGUUUAAACAUACACUCUUAAGCACCACAAGAUCAAGACAAACAUGUCUUUGUUUCUUCGUCACAUUGUCCCCAUCAUGUUGCACUGUUCCUGACACCAAGGAGAUCGUCAAUACACAUCUGUGAAACAAAUGAAUGAAUGAAUGAAUCUCAUCUGCACAGGACUGACUACAGAGCUCGGGUACUGAAGCCAGGACUCUAGGUCUAGUCACCUCCUGCACUUCAUCCUUGCCUUCAUCCUUCACCCAUCCGUCCAUGUGGGGUGUAGAAGUGGGGUUUCUGGCAUCCAGUUCUCCAUAUCAAUCAUAUGGAGCAGGGAGUGACAAGGAUGCUUUCACAAAAGGCCUCCUGCAGCUCCUGGGAUGUUGUCCAUCUCUCCUGUUUUUUCUUUGGCUUUAUGUUUAGGUACAUUUAUUUCCUCUCUUGCUUUUUGGUUUCUUGCUUUCUCUCUCUGUCUGUCUGUCUCUCUCUCUCUCUUCACCCCCUUGUGUUUUCUGUGUUGGGAGUGUACUUCAGGUAUAGAGCUAGAGCACACUAAAUAUAACAUAUGUAACAUGGGGGGCACCAGCAGAGACCACCAGGUUUGUGUAAAGUCAACAUGACAUGGAAUUUACUGUACCUGGGUGCAGAAAGGCAGAGAGCACGAUAGGACCAUCUGCCCCAAACAAAGAGAGGUGUGUCCCUUUCAUAGGGAUAGAAAGAAGGCAGGGGACAAUAAGCAGGAAGAUCCCAGUAAACACCUGUGGUCAAAGUUGUCUGGCGGUGUUGCACCUCAGCGGGCAAAGUCCUUGAAGUGUCCAUUGUAAAUUUUUGGGUAUCCCCAGAUGUCCCCAGGACCUGCAAAAUUCCUUUUCCUAUCAUAUCUCCUCCAUGACAUCCUGUGCUUGCAGAUGACAACUUCCGUCAGCAGCUGAGUUCCCUGCAGAGAGUAGUGCUUCUGCUGACAAGCAGGUUGAGGGGUGGGAAAGUCAGGUCUGAUUCAUUCCUUACACAAAACCAAUGCUCUACCAAUGGGCUACUUCCUCACCCAAGAAAUUCAUGUUGUUAUUAAAGUAACCAAACUGGA
This is a messenger RNA of Chinchilla lanigera (long-tailed chinchilla), 1868 nucleotides long. RefSeq names its product boophilin-H2-like. The record is from RefSeq and is a predicted model, not a curated record. The transcript is spliced from 4 exons. Lineage: Eukaryota; Metazoa; Chordata; Mammalia; Rodentia; Chinchillidae. Gene Ontology annotation, molecular function: serine-type endopeptidase inhibitor activity. The coding region runs from base 3 to 665 and encodes 220 amino acids.